UAACGUGCUCACCGCCGUGCGCGACGAUGGCCUUUCUAUUCAGACCAGCUUUGCGGCAGGUCGCCGGUAGGGCCUUGCACACGCAGACUACAUCUCCAGCAAGCACCCCUGCUACUGCUCUGUCUCUCAUUCGAUCACAACCAUCACACUAUGUUGUCGCCUCCGUUGCUGGUCGAAAAUACACUCUGGCACCGCGCGACCUGCUCACAGUACCACGUCUGAAAGACGUCAAUGUUGGCGACGUCCUCUCGCUUUCAGAAAUUCACGAGGUUGGCUCCCGUGAAUUCACGAUCCGCGGCAAUCCCAUCAUUCCACCAGAAAAUGUUAAGGUCCAAGCGACAGUAGUGGAGCACACGAAGGGAAGGAUGGAGGUCAUCUUCAAGAAGAAGAGACGAAAGGGUUACCAAAGGACCAUCAAGCAUAAGCAGACUUAUACUCGUCUUCGUAUUGGACCUAUUGAUGUUGUAGAGUCACAUUCAUGAUAGCAUCAUAUAUUCGCAUAAUACCAGUACUUGGGACAUACAGUA
Somion occarium is the source of this 527-nucleotide messenger RNA. The record is from the annotation of a GenBank genome assembly. NCBI's taxonomy places the organism in Eukaryota, Fungi, Basidiomycota, Agaricomycetes, Polyporales, Cerrenaceae.